Molecule: messenger RNA, 800 nt
Organism: Lottia gigantea (owl limpet)
Lineage: Eukaryota; Metazoa; Mollusca; Gastropoda; Lottiidae
Exons: 3
Coding region: 1-405 (134 amino acids)
Source: RefSeq, a predicted model, not a curated record
AUGGAGUUGUUACGGCACAGCAUAAGUAUACCUAAUGUGCAAAGGCUACAGUGUCAAGGUGAUACAUGUUCUACACUAGAUGCUAAUACGACUGAGUGUCAAAGUGGAAAUAAAGCUUUGUCUACAGUUGAUUACCCAUAUAAACUUGAUAUAAAUGGUCUCAGAGAGCUUUUCGCAGACGAACCAAUAAACAAUGAAACUAUAAACAUAGCUUGCAAAGUUGCGGAGAUUUCUGAAGAAUGUGUACGUGAUGAUACUGAUGUACAAGCCUGUUUAAACACUGGGAAUUAUGAUAAACAUGUAGAAUUGAGAAAUAUUUUACGACCAACAGCUUGUGGUGCAUCAGUCAUUAUUUACACAACUUCUUUACUAUACGUCUCCCUUAUUGUUUCUUUUUUCUAUUGAAAUUUUCAAAUUUACUUUUCCGACCUUAUUUUUGCUAAUUAUAAUUUUUUGUAUUAUUCUUUUAGUUCGUUCGUUUUACUUUGUUCUCUAAACGGCUUUUUAAAAAAUAGUUUGUAUAUGGUGAAUGAAAGUUUUGACACUGAGCUAGUUUUUACAACACAAAUUAAUGAGCAUAGAUAUUUAUGUAUUGCUAUAAACAGGAAGUACCCAUUUUUUAAGUGGUACAGUAAUGGUUGAAUGGAAUAUAGAAGUCCCCUAAACCCCUAUAUGAAAUGCAUUUAGUUGCACCAGCACUUGAACAGUUGCACUUGAACAUAAUAAUAUGAAAAGUCUAAAAUUAAAUCUACAAAGGUAUGAACACAUUGGAUCAAAAAAUAUAACGAUGCAAAAAAAAA